AUGCCAGCACUUGCAACAGAGGCCGCCACAGCGGCAACUCCAGAGGAUGCCCAUCAGAGGAAAAAUCCUUUUCCAGAGUUUCAGGUUGUUGUAUUGGCUGGCGGCAGUGGCUCGCGCCUUUCCUCACUUCUCGACUCCAACGUAUCUGCUGGAACAGCGUCAUGCAAGGCUCUUCUGCCCGUGGCCAAUAGACCUAUGAUAUGGUAUUGCCUACGAAACCUCCAGGAAGCUACAUUUGGUGGUAAGCCGAAGCUUGCCCCCCCCUAUGAUAUGGACGUAAUCGUCGUUACUCAGGCACAGCAACAGGCUGAAUUGUCUGCUUACUUGCAACAGGAGUUCCGCAGUUCAUUCAGGCGUCUUGAAGUGAUUGGGCUCAAGUGCACGCGCAGAGGGGAAGAAGAAGAUGCAGAAGACGCUUUGUUAACGGGAAACAGGCGACGCUCAGUCGACAUUUCAGACGAUCCUGACCAGCGCGUCUGCGGCACAGCAGAGGCACUGCAGCAAAUUCGCCACCUUAUUACAACAGACUUCAUAGUGUUGUCCUGCGAUCUAAUCGGUAAUGUGGACUUUUUCGCCCUUGCAAAUCGUCAUCGAGCAGAAGGGGCGGCCUGUACAGUUUACUUACUGCCUCGCGACCCUUUUGCUCAGCCUAUAGCAGAGCAGACUAAGGGGAAGGGAGGCGGGAAAAAGUCAAAAGAAACGCAACAAGAGAAAUGUGACACGAGCAGGGGAAACCCCGUAACCGUCGCGGUGGACGAAUCAGGCAUCAGUCACGGCAGCUCUCUACAGCUGUCGAAGUUGCAUCUAUUCCUACAUCCAUCCCAGCACUUGCUACCCGAUUUCUACGAUCCGCACGUCUAUGUUUUUGCCCACGCAACGCUGAAGAUUUUCGACCAACCCUCGUUGCGUCACAGUUUGUACUCUAUUCGCUUUGACCUUGUUCCCUAUAUGACCACAAUGCAGAUGACCCACGCAGCACAAGUUUGGUCCACCAGUCGACUUGAGUGCGACGUUUUUGAGCGGCAGUUGUGGGCCAUCCAGCAGCAGGGAGAGGAGGAAGCGACUUCGUCAUCCGUAACUGCCACGGCACCAACAGGCGAACUCCCCAAAGCAGCAGGGAUUUGUUGUCGCGUCAACAAUCUUGAUGACUACCGGGAAAUGAACAAUAGGUUUUGUUGUGGCCGGCUAGAUGAGCUACGAUCAAUUCUUCCUGACUGGGCCCUUCCGGAGCACAAUCCCAAGAAACCUGGAAGCAUGCGCGACUGCGUCUUGGCGGACGGCGCCACCUUAGAAGCAGACGUGGUGGUUAAGAGAAGCGUUGUUGCCAAGAGCGCCGUAUUGCGAUCAGGCUGUAAAGUAACGCAGUCGAUCCUCAUGGCUGGCACGGAGGUGGGGGCAAAGGCAGUGCUCCAGCGCGUUAUACUCUGCCCGGGUGCAAAGGUCGGAAAGGACUGCAAACUUGUGAGCUGCCAAGUGAGGGGAGGCUUCUGCGUGCCUGACGGUACGAUUGCAGAGGAUACUACCUUGCCUUCCUUUACGGACGGCGUGGAGUUUGCAGCUUUGCACUUGUAA
This is a messenger RNA of Eimeria mitis, 1572 nucleotides long. Its product is annotated as eukaryotic initiation factor-2B gamma subunit, putative. Bases 1 to 1572 code for a protein of 523 amino acids. Gene Ontology annotation, biological process: cytoplasmic translational initiation; biosynthetic process. The transcript has 11 exons. Gene Ontology annotation, molecular function: translation initiation factor activity; guanyl-nucleotide exchange factor activity. The record is from RefSeq and is a predicted model, not a curated record. Gene Ontology annotation, cellular component: eukaryotic translation initiation factor 2B complex; guanyl-nucleotide exchange factor complex. NCBI's taxonomy places the organism in Eukaryota, Apicomplexa, Conoidasida, Eucoccidiorida, Eimeriidae.